GGUAGCAGUGGCUGAAGGUCUGUUCCUCUUUCCCAGAAGCUUUCAGACUUUCCAAGAAGCCAUCUAUCCGGAAAACGAAGACAAGACUGGUCAUGCUAAGCUCGAAGAGCUCCUGGAUCCUCGCGGCCUACACCAUUAUCUUCCUCACUGGUCUCCCAGCCAACCUCUUGGCCCUGCGGGCCUUCCUGGGCCGGGUCCGCCAGCCCCACCCUGCACCUGUACAUAUCCUCCUGCUCAGCCUGACGCUGGCAGACCUCCUCCUGUUGCUGCUGCUGCCCUUCAAGAUCUUUGAGGCUGCAUCUGACUUCAAAUGGCUUCUGCCUGAGGUAGUCUGUGCCCUCACAGGUUUUGGCUUCUACAGCAGCAUCUACUGCAGCACGUGGCUGCUGGCAGGCAUCAGCAUCGAGCGCUACCUGGGGGUGGCUUUCCCCGUGAGGUACAAGCUGUCCCGCCGGCCUCUGUAUGGAGUGAUUGCUGCUCUGGUUGCCUGGAUCAUGUCCUUUGGUCACUGUACCAUUGUGAUCAUCACUCAGUACUUGAACUCAACCCAGGGCACCCAAGAGAGCUUUACCUGCUAUGAGAACUUCUCCGAUAAGCAGCUGGAAUUUGUGCUUCCUGUGCGGCUGGAGCUCUUCCUUGUCCUUUUCUUGAUCCCCAUGAUGGUCACCAUCUUCUGCUACUGGCGCUUUGUGUGGAUCAUGCUCACCCAGCCCCACGUGGGGGCGCAGAGGCGGCGCCGAGCUGUGGGGCUAGCCAUUGUGACACUCCUUAAUUUCCUGGUGUGCUUUGGACCUUAUAAUGUGUCCCACUUGGUGGGGUAUGUCACAAAGAUGAGCCCACCAUGGCGAGCGGAAGCUGUGGUGUUAAGUUCCCUCAACGCUAGUCUGGAUCCCCUGCUUUUCUAUUUCUCUUCUUCAGAUGUGCGCAGAGCCUUUGGUAAAGGGCUUCAGAUACUGCGGCAUCAGGGCUCCUCUCUGCUGGGACGCAGAGGCAGAGAGACAACAGAGAUGACAAACGGGGACAGGGGUGUGAGUCAAGUGGAGGGAGCACCGAGUUCUGACUUCACCACAGACUAGGGAUGCUCCUGGACCUCCGGAGGCACUGGGGGCUGCGUAAGGGUUGAGUGGGCCGGGAGAGGGAGAGCAUGAGGGUUCCAGGUUCAGGAAUCUGCAGAGCCAAUCCACUACUGGCACUGUAAAAAUCCCUCUCACCUUCCCAAAAGAACACAGCUCCCUGACAAAAGGAGUAGGUGUAGAAGCAUCAUCAGGCCACCUUCUAGAAGCAAUGUAGCUAAUAUGAAUUCAGUCCUUGCAAGGUGGUCAGUAGCUUUGGGUGAUCGGCCUGAAGCAGGGAAUCCUGAAGCAAUCUUGCCAUAAGCUUUGAAACAACACCUGGAUGCUGGUCUAGCUGUCAAUGCUGGAAAGAAGCCAAUGGCAAAGAGAUGGUAGAGAAAUACUAAAUAAGGUCAAAGAAGACUCAGGAAAGUCCUGAGCCGGAGGGACUGGGAGGAGGGUCUGAGGGCUUAGGUCUCUAAUGCUCUAGAUUUGCACUGUAUUAAUCAGACCUGCUGCUUUGUAAGUAUGCUCCAGCCAUCUUCACGUGUGUACCUUGUCUCCCCCAUUAAACUGGGAACUUCCUGAGGUCUGGGUCUUGUCUUCUCCUUCCAUGGCACCCCACACAGGUCAGGAUACAGCUCGGCACCCAUCAGU
Molecule: messenger RNA, 1709 nt
Organism: Pteronotus mesoamericanus
Lineage: Eukaryota; Metazoa; Chordata; Mammalia; Chiroptera; Mormoopidae
Product: free fatty acid receptor 2
Exons: 2
Coding region: 93-1076 (327 amino acids)
Biological process (GO): G protein-coupled receptor signaling pathway; cellular response to fatty acid
Cellular component (GO): plasma membrane
Molecular function (GO): G protein-coupled receptor activity
Source: RefSeq, a predicted model, not a curated record